AUGACUGCACGCAUACAGGAGGUAGCGGAAUGGCCGAGCCCCAAACCAAUUCCAGCUUUGAAAGACUACCGCGCCUCCGUCCACUGGGCUCAGCAUGCACCUAUCCUGCUCGAUAAUGGCGACACUUCGCCGCUCUACUAUGACAAUAUCGUGUCCAAAUUCAAGGACAGGAAACGCAACACAAACAUUGUGCUGUGUGGAAAUGACUGCUACGUAGACGCACAAGGUCGUGCGGCGAUCAAAAAUGCGUUUGACGGCGAUGUAGUGUGCGGCUUCGACACGAUGGAGUGCAUGCUUGAUUUCACGUUUGGAAAAUUAGGCAUAGAUACGGACCGCGUCGAACACCCCAUGAUGCUCACGGAAACGCUCUGCAAUCCAGAGUACAGUCGGGGUCCAGAAUUGAACGAACUGCUCUUUGAGGCCUACAAUGUCCCUUCGGUCAACUAUGGGCUGGAUGCGCUAUUUGCCGCGUAUCAAAAUGGGAUCCGCGACGAUGGUCUCGUGGUCUCCGCUGGGAAGAGCACGACGAUUGUCGUGCCCAUCGUGCAAGGCCGUGGUGUGCUGGAGAAUGCAAAGCGGCUUGCAUGGGGUGGCGCGCUUGCUUCCGAUUUUCUGCUGCGUCUUUUGCAGCUCAAGUACCCCAACCUUCCCCAACGCAUUACGUCGUAUGAGUCGCAGUGCAUGAUGGAAGACCUUUGCUACGUCGCGAGCGACUACGAUGCAGAGAUCCGUGCACUGAGCGUGCCCGAAAACAUGGCCGCGAUCGACCGUGUGGUCCAGCUUCCCUUUACGCCGCCCGAGCGCAAAGAAAAGACACAAGAGGAACUUGACAAGAUCACCGAGCGCAAGAAAGCAGCAAGCCAGCGCCUCGUGGAACAGACGCGCGUCAUGCGCCAAGAAAAAGCGCUUCAGAAUGAAAACGAUUUGCAGUAUUAUACCCUGCUUCGGGAAUGGAAGGAAAAAGAAUCGCCUGAGGAGUAUUUGCAGCGCCUUGAGGGCGAAGGGUUCAACUCCGAGCGCGACUUUGAAAAGACGCUAAAACGCCUCGACGAAGGGGUCCGGCGAAGUCGCGGCGAAGAAGUCGUAGAAGAAGACAAGACCCCACCCGCAGCACCGCUUGCCGACGUGCCCGACGCCGAGCUGGACGAGGAAGGCAUCAAGGAGAAGCGCCGCCAGCGCCUGCUCAAGGCCGGCUACGAUGCACGAAUGCGCGCACGCGCCGAAAAAGAAGAGGAGCAGCGUCUGCAAGCAGAAGCGGAAGCCGAAGAGCGUCGUGAACAAAAUGAAAAUCCUGAAGCGUGGGUCGCCAAGGUUCGCGCGCAAUACCAAGACUCGCUGCAACAUAUCCAGGAGCGCAAGCGUCUGCGCGAAACGCUGCCCGAUCGCAAAUCUGCGGCGGCGCAGCAGCGCAUGAAAAAUAUCACUGCGCUUGCCAGUGAGCAGGAACAAGGUUCUGGCUCGCAGCGCCGUAGGAAACGCGGAGACGACGACACGUUUGGCGCAGACGACAGCGAUUGGGCAGUAUACCGCAGUAUCAGCGACAGUGUGGAUGCCGAAGAGGAGCGCGAGGAACAGACCAAGCUGGUGUCGCUCGAAGCCAAACUCUUGGCGUUUGACCCCACCUUUACUGCUGACGAUACGUACGCCGCGAUGCUCGCGAAAAAGACGCGCCUCACCAACACAUUCAUUCGUGGGUUUGCACCGCCUUGGGACCCCGAGGACGUUGCUCAGUACCACCAAGUGCACCUCAAUGUAGAGCGCAUUCGUGUCCCUGAAAUCAGCUGGCAGCCGCUUAUUGCCGGUGUCGACCAAGCUGGCGUGGCAGAGCUGAGUCGCCAUGUAUUGCACGGUGUCGACGCGCCGUUGCGCGCACGCAUGGCGCGAAAUGUGCUGGUCACGGGCCGCUAUGCAACUCUUUCCGGCUUCGACACGCGUCUUGCCUCGGCGUUGCGCGCGAGCCUUGAUCCUGCGACGCAGUUUUCUGUCCGCCGUGCCCGCAGCCCCCGUUUCGAUCCGUGGUGCGGCAUGCGGCAAUGGGUCACAGACGAAACAGACACAUUCCGUGCCUCUUCCGUGACGCGUGCAGAGUACGAAGAAAAAGGGGAGGGCUGGUUCAAGGAGCACCCAUGGUCGGCCUGUCGAUAG
This is a messenger RNA of Malassezia vespertilionis, 2145 nucleotides long. RefSeq names its product Nuclear actin-protein involved in chromatin remodeling (gene ARP5). Gene Ontology annotation, cellular component: Ino80 complex; cytoplasm. The transcript has 3 exons. The record is from RefSeq and is a predicted model, not a curated record. Gene Ontology annotation, biological process: regulation of DNA-templated transcription. NCBI's taxonomy places the organism in Eukaryota, Fungi, Basidiomycota, Malasseziomycetes, Malasseziales, Malasseziaceae. The coding region runs from base 1 to 2145 and encodes 714 amino acids.